CUGGACCUCUUGUGGCAGCCAAAGUCUUUGAUUUCCACUGAAGGCCCAACAGUGAACAGCCUGGUAGUGGGAUCUUGGGAGGUUGGACCAUUGGGCGGUGGAAGCAGCCCCAGAUAUGGUACUGCCUUUGACCUCAUGGCCACUACUCCUCUAAGGAAUUUUUACUUCUUAAUCGGAAUUGAUAAAAGACCUGACAGGUCCAGGAAUCUGGACCUGGGAUGUGGUCCCUUGCCUAUCUGUGGCGUUGCUUGGGCACAUUAGUAACGGCUUGUCUUUUCUCUUUCUCUGUCUGGUGUCCCACCUGUCUCUUCCUGCGCAGUGGGGUCGCCCUGUCCGGAGCCCACUUUGAGAAGCAGCCUCCCUCUAACUUGAGGAAAUCCAGCUUCUUUCAUUUAGUCCUGGCGCUCUAUGACAGGCAGGGGCAGCCGGUGGAGAUAGAGCGUAUGGUCGUGGACUUUGUGGAGAACGACAAAGAACAAGGCAAUGAAAAGACCAACAAUGGCACCCACUACAAGUUACAGCUCCUGUACAGCAAUGGUGUCCGCACAGAGCGGGACCUCUAUGUCAGGCUCAUCGACUCAGUGACCAAGCAGCUGGCUACAUGUCUUCCGUUCCUGUCCCUGCACAAUUCUCAGCCUAUAGCUUACGAGGGACAGAAUAAGAAUCCGGAGAUGUGCUGAGUUCUUCUGACACAUGAGGUGAUGUGCAGUCGAUGUUGUGAAAAGAAAAGCUGUGGAAACCGAAACGAGACUCCUUCAGACCCUGUCAUCAUCGACAGGUAGGGGAACACUGGACUUGUAGAUCAUAUUUGGUUUCUUUCCUUCACGAGUCUCGACCCUGAGUACCGACCACUUGUGCUGUCCUGGAAGGCUGUGUUCAUGUUCUCUCCAAGGCAUUUAGUUGGUAUAAUAGCAAGGGUGUCCUCUUGCUGAUUGGCUUCCUCCAGAAGGAGUCUUGACCUUCCUUUUAGAACACACAUCUUUAAAUCUCCACUGGAUUCUUUUCCAGGUGCAAUGACUUCAGCCUAACAAGGAGUGUAUAUGGUAAAGGAGGGGACAGGCUACCAUCUGUACUGGCAGGGUAUGGCCUCUGUCCGUUUUCUAGAAGAGGCAGUGCACCCCAUGUUAAGUGGCAUCCUUUUCCAUGCUUAGUGACCGUGGAGCUUGAAGCCCAGGCAUUUAGACUUCAGUGUAGGGGCUUAUGACAAGUUCUCUCUUGCACUGAGGAAGAUUCUCUUCCACCACAGAGGACCACGUUCUGGGGUCUCUGAUAUAUCAGAAUGGGAAAGAUUCUUUGGGACAAGAUGCAAAUUCACUGAGAUGUGAUUUAGGCAUCCUCAGCUGUCUGUUUUUGUGAUUGGAAACAGAACUCACAAACCAAUGGAAAAAAAAAAUACCAAAUUAGCUUCCAGCAAUCAUGUAAUUUUUAAGAAACCCCAUAUUCCCACCCCUAAUUUUUUCUCUUUCAUUAAAAAAUGGAAUAAUUCCCCAUUGCUUCUUUCUUUGGGUUUUCAUGUUUCUAGCCAGGUCCUGAAAUGGAUUGGAGAGACCACAGUCUCCAAAGUUGUUAUUCCAAUAUUCCAAUGAAUUCUCAGUUGGGAGAAUGGAACCUCUGGCAUUCUUCCCAGAAAGCCAGCUUGGUUUCUUCGUGGAAAGUAUAGCAUAGCUGUAGGAAUUGAGGAAGCAGGGAUUCUGGUCCUGUCCUAGCUUCUGACCUUGGACAAAACCCUCAGCAUCUCUGUUCUGCAGCAGUGUAUGUAGUAACAGGCCCGAGGGUGCUGCUGGGAGGUGACCAAAAUCUCAAUGGCAGCUUUUCAGUGUUCGCUGAUGCCUGAAAGAGGACAAUAGGCAAAUAGAAACUGUCGGAUAUGUAUGGAGCUUUUGCCAUUUGAUGGAGCCGACUGGGGUUUCCUUGGGUAUUUCUGGAAGUGCAGACAAGCUUAAGUAUACAGACUUAUAAGGACUGUUUGGGGUCAUUCGUCUUUUACUUUAUAUUUGAAAAAACUGAGCCCAAGAGUGGUGGCACGACUUGCCCACAGCAGCACAGCUGGUGGAGCAGAGCCGACACUAGAACACAGCUGUGUUUACUGCUGGGCUCGUGACCCUCCAUGGCCACAGCCUCCUCCUCGCUCCCUGUCCUGCCUGAUGAGUUGGAUCUGCUGAUAGCACAUUGCAUCGUUUUCUACUUCCCAGGAUGUCCUUGGGAUCCUCUGGGGGAGCUGGAGGGCGGCUGGAGGCUGGCCCUUUCCUUUCCAGCAUGUAGAGUGAGCUUGUGGCUCUUCAUCUAGUCUUCCCCACUCCCUCUGGCACCUCUUUCAAGACGGUGCCCUAACCUCAUGACUGUUACAUCUUUUCUUGUAAUAAACACUGCAUAAACCAGUUUUAGAAGUGUUUGCAAACCUGUAAGUGCUAGCCCGCACCUUACAU
This is a messenger RNA of Marmota monax (woodchuck), 2426 nucleotides long. RefSeq names its product transcription factor COE2-like. The transcript has 5 exons. Gene Ontology annotation, biological process: regulation of transcription by RNA polymerase II. The coding region runs from base 219 to 680 and encodes 153 amino acids. Gene Ontology annotation, molecular function: RNA polymerase II cis-regulatory region sequence-specific DNA binding; DNA-binding transcription factor activity, RNA polymerase II-specific. Lineage: Eukaryota; Metazoa; Chordata; Mammalia; Rodentia; Sciuridae. The record is from RefSeq and is a predicted model, not a curated record.